AUGGUCAUCAUCCAAGAAGGGCAGCAGGAACUCAAGAUCAUUGCUCUUGGUGAUGUUUUCGAAAAGCCGAAGAACAUCCGUGCACCCGGUUCCGCUUUUCAAUUGACACCACAUGAGAUAGACAAGGGCCAGAGCUGGAGAGAGUCCGGCAUGUGA
Molecule: messenger RNA, 156 nt
Organism: Peronospora matthiolae
Lineage: Eukaryota; Oomycota; Peronosporomycetes; Peronosporales; Peronosporaceae
Source: the annotation of a GenBank genome assembly